Molecule: messenger RNA, 2020 nt
Organism: Vespa mandarinia (Asian giant hornet)
Lineage: Eukaryota; Metazoa; Arthropoda; Insecta; Hymenoptera; Vespidae
Product: succinyl-CoA:acetate/propanoyl-CoA:succinate CoA transferase
Biological process (GO): acetate metabolic process
Cellular component (GO): mitochondrion
Molecular function (GO): acetate CoA-transferase activity
Source: RefSeq, a predicted model, not a curated record
CUGAACCGCAGUAGAAGACGCGGCGAGUGUGCAGUAAGACACAGUGUUGUACGUUUCGUAAGUGAUAGAUAGAAAAAGAGAGAGAGAGACAGAGAGAAGGAGAGAGAGAGAGAGAGAGACAGAGUGAGACAAAGGGAAAAAGAAAAUAAGAAAAAGAGAGGAGGAGGAGGAGGAGGAAAGGGGAAAAAAAAAGGAAAACAACGAAGGAACGAACGAAGACGAAGAGACAACUUCGCAACGUGAUAACGACAAGUGACAGAGCUUUACUAGCUCUAUUUUCGUUUCAUUUCGUUUCUUUCGUUCAAAACGUUCCUCGUUCGCAUUUUCUUUUGACAAAUCUCUUAUUCACUGUCGUUUAACAUACAUAUUCUAACAUUUGUUCAUAUAUAUAUAUACAUAUAUACAUAUAUAUAUAUAUAUAUAACAUACGUUACGUACGCGAUAUAGAUAUAUGGCAUAUUUUGAUUGUGUAAUAAUCAUUGAAUGAAAUAACGGGUGAAAAAAAGGGAGAAAAAAAAAGAAAAAAAAAAUAUAUAUAUAUAUAUUUUUGCUGAGUCCGUAACAAUGGCAGCGUUCAAACGAAUAACCGGUUUAACAAAAGCUUUAGCGUCUAUGACAACGUCUACAACACGAAUUUCUUGUCUACCUGCGAUUAAGAAAAACUACUUUACCUACGUAAACGAACCAUCAAUGCCAAUACCAGGAAAGGAACCCUGUUGGCUAAAAACUGCUGACGAAGCUAUUGAACAGGCCAAUCUUGAUUCAGAUCAGAUAGUAUUUAUCCAAGGAGCAGCAGCUACACCAAUUGAGUUAAUAAGAGCAAUGACCGACUAUGGAGUGCGGUGUGACGUGAGAAAUGUACGUUUAUAUCAUAUGCACCUUGAAGGACCCGCACCAUUUACUAAACCAGAGAACGCAAAGCAUUUUAGAUCCAUGAGUUUAUUCAUUGGUGGCAAUGUAAGGAAUGCAGUUAAUCAGGGUAAUGCAGAUUGCGUUCCUAUAUAUCUACAUGAAAUUCCAAAGUUAUUUAAGCAGGGAUACAUAAAACCUAAUAUUGCUCUAAUUCAUGUAAGCCCACCUGAUUGUCAUGGUUAUUGUUCUCUUGGAACUAGCAUAGACUGUGUGCGCUCUGCUAUGAGUAAUUCCAAAUAUAUCGUAGCAUUAGUAAAUAAAAAUAUGCCAAGGACAUUUGGGGAUGGUAUAAUACAUAUCAGUCAUAUAGAUUAUGCUGUACACCAUGAUGUACAAUUGCCAAUGCAUCCCACAAAGAAGCCAUCAAAAGAAGAAGAACAAAUUGGCAAAAAUAUUGCUGAAAAUUUAGUUUUAGAUGGUGCCACGUUACAAAUGGGUAUUGGUAGCAUCCCUGAUGCAGUACUAUCGAAUUUAACUAAUCACAAGGAUCUAGGUAUUCAUAGUGAAAUGUUCAGUGAUGGCGUUUUGGAACUUGUAAAAAAAGGAUGCAUAACAAAUAACCAAAAAACUAUGCAUAAAGGUCGUAUAGUAGGAUCAUUUUGUAUUGGAACAGAAAAAUUAUACGAAUUUAUGAAUGAUAAUCCUUUUAUAGAAAUGUUAAUGGUAGAUUAUGUUAAUGAUCCCAAAAUAGUUGCCAAACAACCUAAAAUGACAGCAAUUAAUUCUUGCAUAGAAGUCGAUCUUACUGGUCAAAUUUCUUCCGAUAGUAUCGGGACUAGAAUGUAUUCAGGUUUUGGUGGCCAAUUAGACUUUAUUAGUGGAGCAGCUAUGGCAGAUGAUAAUUGUGGGAAACCAAUCAUAGCUUUACAAUCAAUGACUAAAAAGGGUGAAAGCAAAAUUUUGCCAGUAUUAAAAUUAGGUGCUGGUGUAGUUACUAAUAGAGCAGUUGUUCGUUAUGUUGUAACUGAACAAGGAAUCGCAAGUUUGUUCGGAAAGAGUUUACAACAAAGAGCAUAUGAAUUAAUUAAAGUAGCACAUCCAAGUCAUAAAGAAGCUUUAGAAAAAGCUGCGUUUGAACGUUUAAAAGUAAUGCCGGCACCAUAAAUUA